AUGGUGCCGACCCAAACUGACAGAACCAAGGGCAGAGUGGACUGUUCAGAGGCAGACACGGCUGCUCCGGCAGACAGGUACUCCCUGCUCGAUGUUAAGGUCAGUGAAGGCGUCCGUCCUUGCUUUCGGUCGUGCGUUCGUUGAGCCUUGAAGUGUUUCGGAAAUUUCCUGCGUAUUCCAAACUUGUGCGGUGCCGUUCCGAGUCCUCCUUGGGUAACUCACCGGAGCAACAAGUAUUUGUCACAAUGAGCCUGCGAAGCAAUACCUUCAACUUUAGAAGGGAGUUAUAAAUGCUCAACACUGAUAGAAAUAAGCUGAAAUAAUCAUUAAAUAUGACCUGGAAUAACAUGCCAAUAAACGAACUGUAAGCCAUAAUAAACUUGACUGCCGUAAGCCAUAACCACCCUGGACAGUGAUCCUGAUUUUUUCUUAUUCGUUUUUUUUUAAUGCUCUUAAUAACGACAACAAUCCUGUGCUUCUGCUGUCUGUGUGUGUCCAUCAGACACUUUUACCUUCAGAGACGUAUGUGUAGGUUUUGUCUCAGGAGAAACUCCUCGGCGGAGGAGGAGGCAGACUAUUUGCCUGUCAGAGAGAGAAAAAAAAAAAAAAAAAAGAGGAGCACCGUGUGUGUGUGUGUGUGUGUGUGUGUGCGCGCUGUUUGAGGGCAACAACAGCGAAACUGUGGCUGAGAAGAACAGAUUUCCUCAGAGCUCCCCGAAGCCUCUUGCUGUCAGCCGCACAAAAAGGGGGAGACAAACACUGGAAGCAGCUUGAGCUCACUAUUGAUCACUUGCAGUGAUUGCACCUGGGGUGGAAACAGACAAUAAAGCCACCACUCAGGAGGGAGGGAUACCGGCAGCCGGUAAACCACACAGAAAGAAAGAAAGGAAGGAAGCAGGUGGGAAGUUUUUUUUUUCUCCUCCUUGUUGCCCCCCCCUCCGGUCAUCAGGCUGGCUGGGGAAGACAUGGCGUUCACCUUUGCGGCCUUCUGCUACAUGCUCACCCUGGUUCUGUGCGCCGGGCUCAUCUUUUUUGUCAUAUGGCAGAUCAUUGCAUUUGAUGAGCUCCGCACAGACUUCAAAAACCCCAUUGAUCAGAGCAAUCCCACCAGAGCGAGAGAAAGGAUCUUGAACAUCGAGAGGAUCUGCAACCUGCUCCGCAGACUGGUGGUACCAGAGUACUCCAUCCACGGCCUCUUCUGCCUGAUGUUCAUGUGCGCCGGAGAGUGGGUCACACUCGGCCUCAAUAUCCCGCUGCUCUUCUACCAUCUGUGGAGGUUCUUUCAUCGGCCGGCCGACGGAUCGGAGGUGAUGUACGACCCGGUCAGUGUGAUGAACGCCGACAUCCUGAACUACUGCCAGAAGGAGUCGUGGUGCAAGCUGGGCUUCUACUUGCUCUCCUUCUUCUACUACUUGUACAGCAUGGUCUACGCCUUGGUGAGCUUCUAACAAGUGCUGUGAAGAUCUAAACCGGAAGGAGCUGUAAGAUAUCCAAAACCGAUGGAGGCAAAAAUCUUCUUCUUUUCAUAUUUUCCGACUCUUUUGGCCUAAGACCGAUGUGACUGAAUGUGAGUGUGUAACGGUGUUACGUAGGAUCUUGUUUAAGCCCUUCAUCCCAGAUGCCGCUCUCAGAAAGCCUAAAGAAAAGAGAAAACAAGCAGCUCUGAAAGACUGAAAAGAAGCAAAAAAAAAAAAAAACAAAGAAGAAAAAAUAUGUCGGAUGUUUGAGAUGCCUUCGAUCCCGAUACACGAUAUUUCUGAAGGGCUGGAUUUCCCCACGCUGCUCUUACUGAUCCGGUCGCUCAGCUCACUGUGAAUCUCCAAACUACUUAGGGGCCGGAAAAAAAAACAAAAACAAAAAAAACAGAAGCGAACACGUCUGUAACCUUCGACUUUCAAAUCGUGAUUAGUCGAAUUAGUCGUGACAUUUGAAGCGCCGGUCAAGUCGAGCGAUCGCUUCAGCGACGAAAGCCUGAAGCCUCUACAGAGAACCGACGAGGCAAAUGGCAUCCAGGUAGAACAUCGAACCCAGUUUCCCAGAAGGACGUUAGGGGAGCCGUUCACGAGAAGCUGCGUUUGUGCAAAUCUGUAAGCAAACAUGCGCUGGCGCGGACUGGAUUCAGCUUUCAUUUGCGCCUCAUAAAUCCGCCUUUAAGGGUUUUUGUCUGUAGCUGUAAAGACGUAUAUAUUUAUUGCUUCAUAGGUUCAUGCUUCUGAAAAGAGUAAUGAUGCCAAAAGUUUAUGGUGAAAAAACAAAACUUGUGCCACAUUUAAGAAUGAAUCACGAUUUGUGCGUUUAAAGGGAUAUUUCUGAUUUUUUUUUCCCCUACGCUGAGAUCUGUAGAAGUUGUCUCAUUCCCAAACUCGUUUGUCGAGAAGGGAAAACGUACAGAGACGAGAAUAACUUCACUUCUCGAAAAUCAGAACUGUGCCUUUAACACAUCUGGCACCUGUUUUUUGUUUUUUUUAAACGAAGGAAAGCAAGGUAGAAAAAAAAGAAAUCUGUUGUACUUUUAGUGUGCAGAGAGCGCCUUAUUUCCAGUGAAGUUUACUCUCACUCAUCUGCAUCUACGCCGUAGUCCUUUUUAGCGAGCGGUCUUUGAAACUUUUCUCUGAUCCCAGGUAGACUAGAGAUCUCGUGUAUAAAAAGCAAUUAAAAACACGCAUAAAAAAAGCAAAUAAAUAAACAAAAUAGCAAUGUCGUACAAUCCAUGAGACAUAUCAGAGGUGUGCCAUUCAGUGUUUGUAACGUCGGUGAGUGAGGCUCGAGUGUCGGGAUGGGAGGUCAACGACUCGAUGGCGACGUACCAGACAUCGAGGCGGCGUAGGAACGCCAUGAUGCCGCUUUAGUUCACGUGGGCCAAACGUUUGAGCCGAGACGUCGUGACCAAUUUGUGACGGCAGCCUAUGAAAGACGUUUCUCAUUCAGUCAAGACUUUUUCAGCCGAAGCCUCACAAAUUGCCGUUUUGAGAUAUGUUGAAACGAUACGUUCCAAGUUUCUAAUACUAAACAUCCGAUCAGCUGCACCAUUUGAUUUAGCUGGCAAACACGCAUGACCAAUUUCUCAAAAUGUGUAAGACUUGUGUGAGCCCGAGUUUUCCUACACUGGCCUGUUUCCUUACCGUGGCAGAGAGACUGUAUUGGGUGUGUAUCGGACCUUCCUGCAUGUCACGUGACCUGCACUGUAUGCCAGGGAGCUCACAAUAAGCUCAGAUACAAUGGCAAUACGAUAAAUUCAAAGCGAAUAAAUAAAUAAAUAAAUAAAAAUUUUGGUAAGUUUUGUGUUUACACCGUGCUCUAAUUACCAUGAAUCCAAAAGUCAGAGAAACAAUUUUUCUACAGUUCCUCUUUAAAUCUUACAAUUCAGUUCAGGGAAAUCAGUUUUUAAAUGUUAUGAAUCAGGUCAAACAUUUUCUACAACAGCUUUCUGGACCAGGACUUUCUGAUGGCCACUAAAACGUCAACUUUCUCUUCUUUAAGCGACUUUAUAACUAAUGUUGCUGAAUGCAACAUGAAUGCAUGUUCAUUUAAAAGACCCAUUUGUACCCAAACAUAAACUUCCUCUAUGUAACGUGUACCAGUCCCUCCUCCAGCAGAAAUACAGACACACAACAAAUGCAACAAUGUUCACCAGAAUAUGAUAGAAAAGUCCUUUGUUGUCCCACAGUGGGGGUGGAUUUCUGUACAACUGCAGCAAACAAAAGGAGAAAUCAAUAGCAAUAAUCGAUUAUGGCAAAACAUUUCAUUUUCAUGGCACCACAGGACACUUCUCCAAUUUUAAGAUCUUUGUGCAUUUGAACCUUGUAAUUUGACCUUCCCUGUUGUUUUUUGGAGCAAUGGAUUCUUCUUCCUUUCAGCCCAUGUUGACAAAUGAAACUCAUCUGAUUGUGGAUGAUGACAGUUUUACACGUUUCAGGGAACAUCUUCACAAGUUCUUUAGCUUUCCUAUAUUGAUUGAAGACAUAAUAAUCUAAAAUCCAAAGAAGAACUAAAACGUACAACCUUCAGCUACUUGAAUGUGGCAUUGAACUGGAGUAUGCUUCAUCAAACCAGUGUCAGGGACAAAGAAAUCUUGACUAGGACACCUUUAAUUAACUUGUUUGAUUCCCCCCCCCCCCAAUUAAAUGGCAUGAAGCUGAACGCCAUCGUAGUACGACGUAAUAUCGACUGCAGAAACGAUUUUCUUCGGGACGCUUUGCGGCGACACGCCGUCCAUCGCCUUAGGAGAAAAUGUCACAUAGGUUGUGCGAUUUCACUUUCAAUCACUGAAGCAACUUUCAUAGGCUGCCAGUGUUUUGGAAGACGAGCAAUAUGUCGUGCCAAGAGACGUUCGCGGAUAAUCACAGGACACCGAGACCUCGUCGUUCCGCCAACUGUGUGAAUGUGUGGAGUCUGGACAAUCACUACCGAAGCACAGGAACCCGCCGACAGAGGAAGGAGUACCGCCUGCUGCUGGAACGUUAUCACAUAGUCGCUCUAAAUAAAGCAUUUUAGGAAACUGAAUUUAACAAAUUCUGUAUCGUAUCCGUCUUUUAUACAUUCCUCAUCAUUAUGCUAAGGUCAAUUUGGUGAAUCACUUUAUAUCUACUCGGUUACAUUAUGAUGUGCAUCUAUUUACACGCCAUAUCCCAAUAAAACAGUGAUGCCAAAAGUC
Poeciliopsis prolifica (blackstripe livebearer) is the source of this 4654-nucleotide messenger RNA. It is a transcript of the gene cnih2, whose product is annotated as cornichon family AMPA receptor auxiliary protein 2. Gene Ontology annotation, cellular component: dendrite; synapse. The record is from RefSeq and is a predicted model, not a curated record. NCBI's taxonomy places the organism in Eukaryota, Metazoa, Chordata, Actinopteri, Cyprinodontiformes, Poeciliidae. Bases 966 to 1448 code for a protein of 160 amino acids. The transcript has 6 exons. Gene Ontology annotation, biological process: vesicle-mediated transport; regulation of AMPA receptor activity.